Molecule: messenger RNA, 1475 nt
Organism: Somion occarium
Lineage: Eukaryota; Fungi; Basidiomycota; Agaricomycetes; Polyporales; Cerrenaceae
Source: the annotation of a GenBank genome assembly
GUAAUUUAGUCAGCGGCUGGGCGCGACUAUGAAAACUGAUCAUGUUGAGUAAAGUUGUGACCCUAUUGGAACAUAAUAUGUCACUGUGACGGUGAUCGUGUCCACUAACGGAUGGAUGUUAUUAGACUUCGAAUUCCGGCCGGCUCUCCCCUCACACCACUUCUAAUCCCUAUCCUUCCAAAUUGCCUUUAAACUCCAAAUUAUGUCUACCAUGGACGGUGGUACUGAAAUGUCAGAGCAUGGCGACACGCUGCUAACUACUAGAGAUGAGAGGCAAGAACUUAUAGAGCCGUUAUUGACCCCCGUACGUGGAUUUUCUCAUACGACUAACCCUCACAACUUCACUUUGCUACAGAUUUCUACGCCAAUACAGGGGGAGAUGGCAGAUGAAUCCCUUGCUAGCUCCGUGUCGACAGCCUUCAGUGGUUCUUCUGGGCACGACGACGGAUCCCCAGACCUUGUCUUCAUAUCUGCUGACAAAGUCUCUUUCCACACCCACUAUGCCCGUGUUUGCAAUGCAUCAUCGAACAACUUCAAUUUCUUGCUGCCGAAUUCACCUGAGGCUCUGACGGAGACGGGAGUAUUCCAACUCGCAGAAGAAGCUGCUGUUCUCAAUGUCAUUUUCCAUUGUAUUUAUAAGCUACCUUUUGAGAUUUAUGAUCCUGCGCUGUCGACUCUACUCUCUGUGGUCGUUGCCUUACAAAAGUAUGGACUAUCACUGCAACAAUACCUUAUCAUUGGCACGCCCCUUUACCAGCAGAUGUCCCUGAAGACAGCCUCCUCACCCAUCGAUGUCUACACAGUUGCGGCAAGCAACGACCUCUUCGAUCUCGCUUCUGUGGCUUCAUCAUACCUGCUCUCAUACCCUGUGGAUGAGCUCUCGGACGAGGUGUCGAUUACGAUGGGCCCAGUCUAUUUACGUCGGCUCUUCUCCCUUCACACCCAACGAUUGAAGGCUCUGAGAGCAUUGAUGGCCUCACCUCCUGUAGAGCACCCAUCGACCCCAGCCUGUGGUGAAGUCGAAAAGAAGCGCCUCCCGAGAUCAUGGUCGUUAUUCUGCACAAGUAUCGCUUUCUAUGCAACCCCAGACAUGUCUUCGGUCAAAUUACGCUCCGUCCUCGAGACCCUAGGUGAAUUGAUGUUAUGUGACGUCUGCAAGCAAAGUCUGCUUGAUAGGGUACAAGAACUCGUCGUGCAGUGGUCAGCCAUCCCUAUGACUAUCCUUAGGGAUCCAUUGGGUUACCGCGCAGGUACGUAGGUGUUCCCGUGGAAGGAAAGCAGGAAAGUAGAUACCCCCAAUUGUCGUCAUAUAUGAUACCUGUAUAUUGUAUUUCGUCCUCUACCUAGCCUAUUGCUCAGUGUAUGAAAUUAAAUUGACUCUCCUCUCCCUUCUGUAUCAACGCCGUGUCUUCUCACAUACGAGCAUGCUGGAUCGUGGUAAUGUUUGCUGUUCAACAUAAAAGGUGGGUCUAUGG